Rotaria sp. Silwood2 is the source of this 2388-nucleotide messenger RNA. The record is from the annotation of a GenBank genome assembly. NCBI's taxonomy places the organism in Eukaryota, Metazoa, Rotifera, Eurotatoria, Philodinida, Philodinidae.
AUGUAUAUUGAUGUUUAUUUAGAAUCAUUCACAGAUUUUAUUGAAGAUGAUUUUGAUAUAAAAUCGUUUUCAGCAAAUAUUUUACAAACAAAACUUGUUGCUGAUUAUUUACAACAUUUAAAUGAACUUAUACGAACACUUGAUGCUGAAAUAAAACAACAAGUAUCAUCAAAUGCACCAGUUCUUUUUCGUCAAGCAUCAUCAAUUGGAACAAUUGAAGAUGUCUUAGAAAAUAUGCAAUCACGUAUUGGAUCAUUGAAAUCAACUGUAGACAGGAUAUCUUCAAAAGUUACUGAACCUUACAAUAAAAUUUUAGUUCGAAAAUAUCAAUUAACUCGUCUUCAAAAUACAUGUGAUCUUCUGCGUCGUAUUAAAGGAAUAAUGCAACAAACAAAAAAAUUACAAACGUAUAUGUCACCUUCAAAUACAGGUCAACAACAAAUCGAAUUAGUUAAAGCUUCUCAAUGUUUAAGUGAAUUAGAUCAUUAUACAAUUGAUUCGGAUUUUACGGGUAUUGAUGUUGUAGAAAAAGAUCUACAAUUUGUCUUUAAAGCUCGCCAUGAUAUUCAAACUCAAACACAAGAUGUUCUAGAAAAUGGUCUUAAUCAUUUGAACCCUGCUCAAAUUGGUACAGCAUUACAAGUAUUUUUUAAUUUGGGUACACUUUACGAUCGUAUUCAAUCCAUUGAACAACGUCUUUUAGAAAAUUUUCAAACACAAAUUUCUGAUUAUCUUGAUUUAAAACAAUUAUCAAAGAGUAAAGAUCCAUCAAAUCCAGGCCGAACAACAAUGCCAAAUAUUGGUAAUACACCACAAUUUCGUGCAUUAUUAUGGACAAAUAUUGAAAAAAUACUUGAUUUAUUAUAUGGUUAUAUUGCACAAUUAUAUAACCUUGCAAGAGUUUUAGUUAAAAAGAAAGAUUCAAUUACACAUUGCACUUUUAUUGAUGAAUUAAUUAAACAUGGUCAUUCAGGUGAAUUAGUUGGAAAAUUUUGGAUAGGUGCUAUGAAAUCAUUGAAAAAACAAAUGAAAACAUCCAUGUUAGAUUCAUAUCAUCUUCGACAAGCAUUAGAAGGCGAAUAUCCAAAAUUAUUAAAAUUACAAAAUGAUUUAAUUAAUCGUUUAAAUCAAUUACAACCAGGUUUUAGUGAUAUUGACAUGGAUAUUAUAGAUGAAGAAUUAUAUGAUUCAGAACAAUUAAAUGGAAAACAAAAAACAAAUAUACAAUUAAAUGAAUGUUUUUAUAUAUUCGAAAAAUCUUAUUUAUCAAUAUCAUUAUCACGUUUAUCCGAUCCUAUUAAUCUUAUGUUUAGUAGUAGUACAACAAAACUAUUACCUACACAACAAGAAUUAGAAAAUCUUAUUAAAGUUAUUAUUAAUGAAUUAUCAGUUUCAACUGUUAGUGAAGCAUUAGUUAAUAAAGUCGCACGUAAUAUAGGUAAAGCUAUUCAAUUAUUUGCAGCAAAAUGCGAACAAUCGAUUUGUACGGAUAGUGAAGGAAGUCAAGUUGUUUCUGUACCAACACCAGCUCAAUUACGUAAUAUAUCCGCAAUUAAUAUUCUUUAUAAUUUCUGUUCAAUGAUUAAUAAGAUGCUUUCUGAACAACAAAAUCUUUCAUCCGAUGCAACGACACGUAUAACUGAUGCUUUACAAUGUGUUCAUUCAUUAAUGCAUACAGCAAUUCAUCCAUUUCUUAAUUCUGUUGCUGAUUGUAUUGAAGCUAUACUUGCUACAAUGCAUACGGAAGAUUUUUCACAAUCAGCUGGAAGUCAAUCUGAUUCACAAAGUUCAUUAUAUAUGAAAGAAUUACAAGAAUUUAUAAUACGUAUACAAAAAGAUUAUUUUAGUGAAUUUCAGUGUAAAGAUUUUAUGUAUGAAAAUCUUGCACCAAUUGCAUGUCGAGCAAUUAUUUUAUUUAUGGAACAUAUUAGUCUUGUUCGACCAUUAGGUGAAGGUGGAUUAUUACGUUUAGUUGUUGAUUUUGCACAAAUUGAACUUGCUUUGUCACCAUUUUGUCGUCGAUUAACUGAUUUAGGAAAACAUUAUAAAAUUUUAAAAGCAUUUCGAUCUUUAUUGAUUUUAAAUACAGAAGAAUUUCAAAAUAAUUCAGCUAUUGGUGAUGUUGUUCCAUAUGAUAUUGUUCUUCAUCAUUUAUUUUCAAGGGCACCUAUUGAAAUGCGUUCACCACAUCAAGUAAUGAAUUGGUCAAUAAGUCGAUAUAUUCAAUGGCUUGAUGAACAUCCAAAUAUGAGUGAUCGAUUAGUAAUGAUCAAAGGAACAUUAGAAACAUAUGUUCAAACAGUUCGAAAUCGACAACAAAAAGAAUUUGCACCUAUUUAUGUUAUUAUUCUUAAUAUACUUGAAAAAGGCUUAACAUCUGUUGCUUAG